Molecule: messenger RNA, 873 nt
Organism: Triticum aestivum (bread wheat)
Lineage: Eukaryota; Viridiplantae; Streptophyta; Magnoliopsida; Poales; Poaceae
Product: probable glucuronosyltransferase Os01g0157700
Exons: 2
Coding region: 59-871 (270 amino acids)
Biological process (GO): plant-type secondary cell wall biogenesis; glucuronoxylan biosynthetic process
Cellular component (GO): Golgi membrane
Molecular function (GO): xylosyltransferase activity; galactosylgalactosylxylosylprotein 3-beta-glucuronosyltransferase activity
Source: RefSeq, a predicted model, not a curated record
CACCAACAACAUCACCGUGGAAGCCAUCGCCACCACCGCCGUAAACAACACCACCACCAUGGAAGCCAGCGCCUCCACCACCAUGAACAAUGCCACCACCAACACCGUGGAAGCCAGCACCAGCAACACAACCACCGCCGCCGAGAAGAACGGCACCAACAACACCAUUGUCGAGGACACCACCAGCAGCGCCAGCAACACCACCAUCACCGCCGAGAAGAACGGCGCCAACGACACCAUCAUCGAGAACAACACCACCGGGAAUGUCAAUGACGAAGCGGACCUGAAGAAGAACGUGGCGCUGAGCCACAUCGAGCGGCACCGGCUGGCCGGGGUUGUCCACUUCGCCGCCGCCUCUGCCAUAUACGACCUCGAGUUCUUUGAAGAGCUCAGGCAGACUCGGGGCGUUGCAGCAUGGCCAACGGCAACUGUGUCAUCAGCAGAGCAGAGAGUAACAGUGCAAGGACCAACCUGCAACUCAUCACAGAUAACAGGCUGGUACUCCAAGGACUCGGGCACCAAUGAGACACAUAGAGAGUCUGUUGCUGCUGCACAAGAUACAGGUGCAAUCCACAACAUCUCCAGUUCACCUCCUGCAAUAGAGACAUCUGGACUUGGGUUCAGGAGCUCAAUACUGUGGGAAUCAGAAUGGUUCGUCAACAGCAACAGCUCUCAGGACUUCAUCCAGCUUGUACGAGAAAUGGCGGUCGGCGACGGGGACGAGCGGAAGGGCAUCCCUUCUAACUGCUCCGAGUCACGGAUAAUGCUGUGGCACCUUGACAUGCCAAAGCACACUCCAGAAGUUGAAGAACAGGAGACUCCACAGGAGCAAAGUCCAUUGGAGGAAGACGAAGAGGACUAUAUGACUUGAUA